Molecule: messenger RNA, 450 nt
Organism: Trichomonas vaginalis G3
Lineage: Eukaryota; Parabasalia; Trichomonadida; Trichomonadidae
Product: histone ubiquitination
Exons: 1
Coding region: 1-450 (149 amino acids)
Biological process (GO): DNA repair; proteasome-mediated ubiquitin-dependent protein catabolic process; protein polyubiquitination
Molecular function (GO): ubiquitin conjugating enzyme activity
Source: RefSeq, a predicted model, not a curated record
AUGAACGCCGCUCAGCGCCGUAUCCUCAGAGAUUUCAAGAAAAUUCAGCAAGAGAAGCAAAAGAACUACGUUGUCACACCACAUCCUAACGACAUCUUCAACUGGGAUGCCGUUCUCUUCGGACCAGAUCAGACAGAAUGGGAAGGCUCAACAUUCCGCAUGACUUACUCUUUCCCAGAUGACUAUCCACAUACAUGCCCAACAGUCAAGUUCGUCGACAUUCCAUUCCAUCCAAAUAUCUAUCAGAACGGUAACAUUUGCAUCGAUAUUCUUCAGGCUAACUGGUGCAACGCAUACGAUGUUUCAUCCAUCAUGACAUCAAUCCUCUCAUUACUUGUGGCUCCAAAUCCACACUCUCCAGCUAAUAAUGAAGCUGCCGAAUUGUAUGUGAAGAACAAGCCAGAGUAUAUCAGGCGUGUUAAGCUUUCUUUCCCAAAUACAAAUAAAUAA